Messenger RNA from Neltuma alba, 1690 nucleotides. Its product is annotated as LOB domain-containing protein 36-like. Bases 86 to 1288 code for a protein of 400 amino acids. Lineage: Eukaryota; Viridiplantae; Streptophyta; Magnoliopsida; Fabales; Fabaceae. The transcript has 3 exons. The record is from RefSeq and is a predicted model, not a curated record.
UGCUUCAAUUCUCUUGCUCUCAUAAUCUAUAUUAUUCUGCGCUCAGUUGUCGUCUCCAUUCACACACCAGUACUGACUGGAAAUAAUGUCAUCAUCGAAAACUCCGUGUGCCGCGUGCAAGCUUCAGAGGCGAAAAUGCACUCAAGAAUGCGUCUUCGCACCAUACUUCCCGCCGGACAACCCUCGCAAGUUCUCUAACGUCCAACAGGUGUUCGGCGCUAGCAAUGUUUCUAAGCUUCUCACCGAGCUCAACGUGGCUCACCGCGAAGAAGCCGUCAGGUCUUUGGCUUACGAAGCCGAGGCUCGGCUCCGAGAUCCAGUCUACGGCUGCGUCGGCCUCAUCUCUGUGCUCCAGCAGAGGCUGAGGCACGUACAAAAUGAAGUCGACAAGGCGAAGAAGGAGCUCGCUACUUAUAUAGGCCCUCAGGCUCUACAACCUAUGGUUCCCGUUUUAGACCCUCAUCACGGAAUGGUCCCGCUUCACCCUCACCACCAGGGCAAUGUUUAUGGUCCCUCAGUUUUCCCGUACAAUAACAUGCCGCCGCAGGCUAUGGGGGCGCGCGGCGGACAACUGGUGAUUCGUGAACCUCAGCAGCAGCAUCGUGACGAGCAGCAGAUGUUGGGGUCGCAGUUAGCGACGGAUAUGGAGGUGAGGCAGGUGCAAGAGUUGUUUGGGAUUUAUGAUCAGCAACAACAACCGCCGACGACGCAGCAGCAGCAGAAGGACUUUAUGAGUUACGGUGGCGGAGGGGGAGCUGAAAUGGGCUCGGUUUCUGGGAGUGGGUUUAAUCAACCUCCAGAAAUGUCGCCAUCGCUGGCUUUGAACACAUAUGACAACACUUACCGUUCAGUACAACUACAGCAAAGCCAAGGAGGAGAUCAGCAGCAUCACCAUCAUCAAGCUCCGCGCCACCAUCUUCAAGAGCAGAUGCUUCUACCGCCGCAGCAGCCACAGCAGCCGCAGCACCAGAAUCAGCCUCUUCACCAUCAGCUUCAAGAACAGUUACUUUUAUCGCCGCAGCAGCCACAGCAGCAGCCGCUUUUAUCCCCACAGCAACUGCAACCGCAGCCUCCGGCCCAUCAGCUUCAGGCGCAGCAGCAUCAACAUCACCAUCAUCAGCUUCAGGAGCAGCUAUUUCUACGGCCACAACAACCGCAACCGUAUCAGGAUCAGCAUCAACAUCAUCAGCCUCCGCACAAUCAGCUUCAGGAGCAGCUGCUUCUACAGCCGCAUCAACAUCAAGAGCAAUCGGAGGACACGGAUGGUAGGAGCGUCGGUCCUUCUUGAUUUUCCAGUUCUGCAGAUUUUGCGCCUUUGACAAUAUCGUCCAACAUUUUUAACUUUGUUCUUACCAGAUGAUUUCGCAGAGAUGAUGUUCCCAGAGAUAUAUGGGCAAAUAUUGCGUACGUGUGACCCUGCAUAAUUUUUUUUGGCAUUGAAGAGAGCUUCGGAGACCGAGAACCGUUUUUGAAAGUAAGAUAUUCUCAUCGAUCGAUAUUGGAGAGAACUGCAUAUUUCAAGCGAAACUAUGUUCUAUCUCUUUUCUUUUGUUUUUUUUUUUUCAUUAGCUAAAGUUGUAAAUCAGAAUUUAGAAAGCAAGCUUUCGAGUAUUUCCCUUGCUUCGCUCUAUCUACAGAAACAUAGGCAUCGAGAUGGGAUGAGAAAAAUGAAGUUCGACAGCUAGAAAGC